UUCAUUGUUACAAUGGAGACGGACAGACCACGGUGGGGACGCAGUCGGCGCCGCUAUUUCCAGAACUGAAGGCGACUGAAUUACCGGAGAAUAACGGGAAAAGACAGAAAAUAACGGGUCGGGGGGAAAGGGAUAGAAUGGAGACGGUGGAACAACUCGUGUCCUUUCAACACAUCCAGGUCCAGCUGAGCGGCGGCGCUCCGUGGGGCUUCACGCUGAAGGGAGGGCUAGAGCACGGUGAGCCGCUCAUCAUCACCAAAAUUGAGGAUGAUGGGAAGGCGGAGCUCAGCAGGAAGUUGAGGGUGGGAGACGAGCUCAUUAACAUAAAUGGCUCCGCCCUCUACGGCAGCCGCCAGGAAGCGCUCAUACUCAUCAAGGGGUCCUACAGGAUCCUCAAGAUCACCGUCAGAAGACGCACCGUUCCCGUGAUCCGACCUCACUCCUGGCACCUGACCAGAGUACCAGAGCCUCCUCUUCCUCCUCCUCCUCCUCCUCCUCCUCCACCUCCUCUCCCAUCCUGCCUCUCACCCGAAGACCAGGAGGACUCUCCUCCCCUCCCCCCUCCUCCCCCUCCCCUGUCUACCAUGCAGCUUCACCCUGGGGCCUGCCCUCUGUCCUGGAACAACUCAUCCUCCUCUGAACACAGUGACCUCCAGUGGGGGCAGCUCUCUCGGCCGUACUCAUCCACCGACCGUAGCAGCUCCCUGGGCUCCAUGGAGAGUUUGGACACGCCCACCCCGACGCCGCGCCCGUUCGGCGACGCCCACCCCUCCCCCGUCGACUCCGCCCUCUCCAAGCGAGACUCCGCCUACAGCUCCUUCUCGGCCAGCUCCAACGCGUCCGAGUACGCCGCCGCGGUGUCGCUUCGCCCGGGCGAGGCCAACUCCAUGGACAACCUCCUGCAGAGCCUGGGACCGGCCUGCCGAGGGUACCCAGGCGGGGACACCCCUGUCCUGGGGAGGGCUGUAGGCGAGGCCCCGGAUGACGCAGGGUUGGUGGUGGUGGGCCUCAAAUCCAGGUCGCUGACCAGGCCAAAGACGAGGCCCGCUGUGGUCAAGGACCGGCCUUCCUCCUGCUGCUAUGAGGAGGAGCGGAGGGGAGGAGGAGUCUUUGGAAGAGCGAGUGACGACGAUAAGGAGCUGGGAACCAGUAUUAACCCCCCUCGACCUCCGACCAGGAAGGACAGUUUCAGGGCCACCAGGAGCAGGAAGAAGAGCCCCGACUCGGGUCCACCGGAUGGGGUUUCUCCUGCGUCCUCCUCUAACCGCGACGACGACAACGACAGUGGCGGCGGUGGCGGUUCCAGACCCUCCCGCCUCCGUCGACAACCGGAUGCCCCCAACGGCUGCACCGCGGAGCCGGCUGUCGGGGACAGCAACGGUAACCCAAAAGAAGACCCUUUGGAAUGUUACCUGAACGCCCGGAACCAAAGCAAAGCACUCCGUUUUCUGGAAAGGGACUGCGGCACCAAGACAGUCUACAUAUCAGAGGAGCACAAAGCUCCCCCGGUUCCUCCCAAGAGCUUCACCGCUCUCCCCGCCACCUGCUCCUCGAACCCUGCCUCCUCACCUCCAGAGCCACCGAUGGAGGACCAGGGGGAACUCCAGGCGUUGCACCCCAGGGCUAGGUGCUCCUCCUACGGGGAACUGCAUCACCAGAGCGACCCCGAGAACCUCACCACCAGCACCAGCACCACCACCACCACCACCACCACCAGCCAGUCACUCCACCUCAACGGAGACGCCUCUUCAUCUGGACCUAACGACCGCUCACACCCCCCUCCCUCAGGACCCCUGCCCUCGCCCCCCUCUAGUAGCGGCUGUUCCUACCGCUCGCCCCUCCAGUCCGCCAGCGAAGACCCCCGCAAGGACCCGCCAUUAGCUCUGGAUCACUGCCCCGACCCCGACCCCGCCCUGGAGGCCCAGCAGAGCAGCUGGGGGGGCAGCCGCUGCUCCACCCCGGGCUCAGUGUUCCUGGAGCUGGACGCCAUCGCCGGAGACGCGGGAGGAAGGUCGGAAGACGGGGAGGGAGGCUCCGCCGCGGGGUCGGGAUUCUCCCCGCCUCACGGGCACCAUCCCUGGGGUCGGUCGGCGAGCGUCCCGGGGGAUCUGGCGGCCCCCUGCGCGGACCACGAAGGACAGGCCGCCGGUCGGCUGGCGGACGGAGACUUUGUGCCUCUGAGCGCGGCUGCGAGUGUGGACAGCUUGCUGGAGGAGCAGAGGGGAGGAGGAGGAGGAGGAGGAGGAGGAGGAGGAGGAGGAAGGGAGGCGGAGGACGGAGACGCGGCGGCGAAGAGGCUGAACUCGUCCAAGAACCUCCGCCGGCACCGCCGUCGGAGCGAGCGCUUCGCCACCAACCUCCGCAACGAGAUCCAGAGGAAGAAGGCCCAGCUGCAGACCGGCCGGGGCCCCGGGGGACUGCUGCACAGCGGGGCCACCCUCCACGAGGAGGAGGGCCCGGAGCUCCAGGACCUAGGCUGGGGCGACCCGGGCCCGCCCGCCCAGGAACGGAGCCCGAACGCGGGGUACUGCCGCUCCACCUCCGUCUCCACGUCCGAGUCCGGGCAGGAAGGUUCCCAGGGCGAUCCGAGGGGGCCCGCCCGGAGCCGGGAGUCUCCGACCCCGGUUCUGGACCUGACCACGCCCAGCUUCGGGGUCAGCAUCCGGGUGGUGGAGGAACCGGCGCCAGCCGGCAAGGCCCGCCGCUGGCGCUGGACCCCCGAGCACAAGCUCCAGCCGGAACUGGAACCAGGCCAGUGGUCCGGCGCUGAGCGACCCGAGGCGAAGACCCCCGGGGGGUCUCGGCACGGGGUCUGCGCCUUCGCCUGCACCACCAACUCCGCCAACUCCUCCUCCUCCUCGUCCUACGGCCGAUCCUACUCCACCUCCCGCAUCGAGGAGUCCGAGAUCCUGCCGUUCGCCGACCGGAUGAAGUUCUUCGAGGAGACGAGUCGGAGCGGCUCGGUGUCCAGCCUCUGCAGCCCGCGGAGGCAGGCUUCCCCUGUGGCCGAGCCCCGCGGCGGGGGGGACCCCGGCCAGCACCGAGCCCAGCGGAGGUACUCCUACCAGGGGGGGGUUCUGCAGGAAAGUGCCCCGCCGCCCGGCAGCGCGGAGGCCCGGAGACAAUCUGUGAGCACCAACAGGGAGAAGGAGAGGGAGAAGGAGAGGGAAAGAGAAAGAGAGAGGGAACACGAGAGGGAGGACCGGGCGAGGGAGAGACAGAGGGAGCGGGAGGAGAGACAAAUGGAGAGACAAAGGGAGAAGGAGCGGGAGGAGAGAGAGCUGAUACUGCAGAGGGCGGAGAGACUGCAGGCGAGGGAGAGGGAGAGAGAGAAGGAGAGGGAGGAGAGGGUGAGAGAGUGGGCGAGGGAGCGAGAGAGGGAGGAGAGGGAGCGAGAGAGGCAGGCCAGGGCGAGAGAGUGGGAGAGGGAGAAAGAGAGGGAGAGGAAGAUGGAGGCCGAGCGGCUGAGGGAACAGCGGGAACAAGAGAAGGAAUGGCUGGAGAGAGAGAGGAGACAGAAGGCCCGGGAGCGAGAGGCCGAACAGGAGAGACUCUCUCAGCUGGGCCAGAGCGAGGACCUGCCCAGACGGAGCAGCCCCGGCCUCCAUCAGGACGACCAGCCCCAUCAGGCCCCGCGCCCCCAGGGCCAAGCCCAGGACCAGCCCCCGCGGUCGGCCUUCCACCCCGUCGGCGGCCCCUCUCUGCACGAGGGAGAGAACCCGGGAUUCACGUCCAGGAGCUACACACCUGACGAGGCUCACCCAACCCGCAAGACGCAGGAAGCCCCAAAGCUCAACAGGAAGUACAGCCUGACCGAGAGGGACUAUCCCAGGUUGAGGAGUGACUCUGUUCCCCUGGAGGCCGUUCAGCCUCAUCCCCAUCGCCCCCAGCCUCAGCAUCAGCACCGCCCCCACCAGCCCGUCACCACGGAGACCACCCGAGCACGCCGCGCCGCGCCGCGCUCCCUGGCACAGCAGGGCCGGGCCAUGUCGGAGAACGACCUGCGCCACGACGCCGGCCGGCACCCCCGCCGGUCGCCCGCCGUCUCCAUGACGACCAGCCAGAUCCUCAGCGAGGCGGACGAGAGCGGGCGCGAGUCGGGGCCAAUCAGGAAGAAGGUCCCGCCCCCGCCGAGGCCGCCGCCCCCCAAGUGGGAGGAGUUCCACCGCAGGCGGGCGUCGCACCACAACCUCUACUCCACCCCCCCCUCCUCCUCGUCCUCCUCCUCCCCCCUGUCCUUCUCCCCUCUGCCGCCCUAUCACUCCAUCCCCCCAGCCUUCCUCCCCUCCAAUGGAGACUCCUCCUCCUCCUCUUCCUCCCGGCUCCCCGUGGAGCCGUCCAGGCCGCGCUCCUACAGCCUCCCCCCAGAGAGGCCUCAGGUCCUGGGGAGGAACCAGGGCCCAGAGCCCGCCGGCCCACCCUCCAGCCAGGGCCAGGCCCAGCCCCGCCUCCAUGACCGCCCCCUCGCUAGCCCCACAGCCAAUCAGCACCCGGCGGCAGAAACACUGGACCGCCCCUACAAUCACAGCACGGACAAUCUAAAUAAGGCACAUGUUCAGGGCCAUUGUGCCUAUUCUCAUGUCGUAGCCAAUCAAAAUCAAGAGCAGAAUCACAAUCGUCCUCGUUCUAGCAGCUCAACCAAUCAGAGCCCGGAGCCCUUGCAGGACCGCCUCUUCAAUAUAGCUCCGCCCAGUCCCAUGUUUUCCAGGAGGGCGUUCCGGCCAGUGGCCCCACCCCCAAGGGAGAGGGGCGGAGCCUCGAGGAGUCAACAGGAAGAAGUGCAGGAGAAUGGAGGGGCUGUACUUCCUCUUCCUCAUCCUUCGUCAGCGCCGGCAGGAAGCUGUGUUAGCAGCUCGUGGGAAACCCAGCGGUCCAGACAGGAGCCCGGACAGGAGACAUCCCCACCCAGGCACCAGGCGGAUCAAAGAGCGUCGGCCCAUUGGGAUAGGAAGAGGACUCCAUCUCCCAGCAUGCACUGCAACACGUCACACGCUCCUCCUCCUCCCGCUGCGACCACUGCGUUAGAGAACGGAGUCGUUCCCGCCCCGGAGCGCUACGAACAGCAGCGGAACCACAGAGGGUUCCGGAACUACCUCGGGAACGCCGGCGAUCCGGAACACCGGGGCGGGAGUGCGGAACCCGAAACGGAACCGGCGGGAACAGAGUCGGAGGCGACGCUGAGCCCCAGCCCCGCCCACAGCCUGGAGGCGGAGCUGGACAUCCCCAUGGAGACGGACAUUGACGACUAUCAGGAGGAAGAGGAGGGGCCUAUGCCCCGGGUCAAUCCAAUCACGAGCGAGCACCCGUGCUUCGCCCUGCCGGUCACGGUGGUGGAGACGGACAUCGACGCCUCGCCCGACCUGGACGCCUCUCCUCCGGGCCGGACGCGGGCGGUGAGCGGGUCCCUGGAGGAGGAGGAGGAGGAGGAGGAGGAGGAGCUGAGGGCCCGGGGCCCCGGCAGGGAGCAGCUCUCCCCCCUGGGCAGCGAGGGGGAGUGGGGCCCCGAGAGCUGGAGGGGGGCGUACCGGGGCCUGGGCCACGACACCGACAGCUUGGAGAGGCACUCGGGCAGGAGCUCCAGCUGCUCCUCUCACUACGGCGUGCCAGCCACCAGACCUCAGCUGCCCUCCCACAGGAAGGACCCGCCCGACCUCCGUCACCACGACGACGAGGAGGAGGACCUCACCUACAAGCGGCAGCUGAUGGAGAGCCUGCGUAAGAAGCUGGGCGUGCUGCGAGAGGCCCAGAGAGGCCUGCAGGAGGACAUCAGAGCCAACACUCAGCUGGGGGAGGAGGUGGAGAGCUCGGUGGUGGCGGUGUGCAAGCCCAACGAGGUGGACAAGUUCCGGAUGUUCAUCGGGGACCUGGACAAGGUGGUGAGCCUGCUGCUGUCGCUGUCGGCCCGGCUGCUGAGGACCCAGACGGCCCUGGACACCCUGGGGCCCGAGGCCGACCAGGCUGAGAGGCCCCCCCUGGUGGAGAAGCAGAGGCAGCUCAUGCGGCAGCUGUCUGAGGCCCAGGACCUGAAGGAGCACGUGGACCGCAGAGAGCAGGCCGUGGGCCGGGUCCUGUCCCGCUGUCUGUCCCCCGACCAGCACCGAGACUACUGCCACUUUGUGAAGAUGAAGGCAGCGCUGCUGGUGGAGCAGAGGCAGCUGGAGGACAAGACCCGCCUGGGGGAGGAGCAGCUCCGGGGGCUCCGGGAGAGCCUGGACCUGGGCCUGGGCGUGGGCCUGUCCCUGGGCUACGGACACUACUGACAACAGCCCCACCCACCAGGAGUUAGACCGCACCAGGAAGCGGGCUGAACCCAGGAAGUAGACUGAAUCAGAGGGGUCGAGAUUAAGAUCAACCCAAGAGCAAAACCAAGCCAGGGGUGAGGCUGAGCCAGGGAGGGGACCGGAGACCUGGGGAUAUAAAACAGGCUGUUGACAUUCCAACCCCUAACUAACCAAGAAGCACAAUGAGCCAGACGGUAUCACAAAACCAGGAAACAGUCCUGACUCGAGAGAGAGAGAGAGAGAGAGAGAGAGAGAGAGAGAGAGAGAGAGAGAGAGAGAGAGAGAGAGAGAGAGAGAGAGAGAGAGAGAGAGAGAGAUUAUUGGCUGCAAACAUUCCAUACCCAGGAAGUAAACAGGCGUGGCCCGAGAUUGUCCAUUCCAUGUAUCCCAUGUUCCUCCUCAAAGAGAAAGCUAGGAGGAACCCUUAAGACACAGAGACACCACACAUUAGGAGUGUCACACACACACAAACACAUUCAUGGACCACGUCCUACCCUGCUCCUCCUAACACCUACGGGUCGGUGGUGGUCCCACACGGGCCGACAGACACUGGGCGGGUUGUGUGAAGCCCAACAGGAUUAGCCGCGCUCAUUCCAGACCAGGACACUUGAACACACAGAGCACGCCACUCAGCCGAGAGUGGACCGCAGAACGCUUAGCGUUGUGUCUACCACGCGCCAUCGAUUAGCCGGCAAGCGGACCACUGACUCACCGCCUUUCUCCACACGGGGAAUAGAACCUCUUGGGUGGGGUUAGUGCCUUGCUCUCCUUCGGGAGGAGAACCCCUUAACCCCAAGGCUGGAGACUCAUCUGCUGUAACUUUAUACUGUUAUAAACACACAUACGUUAACAACUCCUUCACCGUUGUCCUUCCAAUAUUAUUCAUUACCAAAGAAAAACCCCACUUUCGGCUUGCAUCAGAUUAAAAACGGUGUCAUCGGGACUCAUUUUAUUUAUUUCACAUGUAUAGAUUAAAACGUGAACGAUUUUAAAAAAGAACCGAUUUUUGUUGGUGCUUUGAGGCAAAAAAAUAAAAUCUGUUUAGUACCUGUGCUUGAUUGGAUUCGCUCUCUAGUUUGACCACAUCAGAAGACUGAAGGACAAUAUGUAACGAACGUCCAACACUACAGUAGAAGUGGAGACACAGGAGCAUCGCUGUAUAUUUGACUGUAUAUUUGAGUCGUUUUGGAACACCAUGAAACUUUCCAUGAGAAAAUAUGAAGAUAUGGUUCUGUAAAAUAACAACAAAACACUACCUGUGUGUGUGUGGGGGUGGUUGAGUGUGUGUGUGUGUGUAUGGGUGAGUGUGGUUGUGUGUGGGCAUGCAUGAGCAUAUUUGAUGCAUUUUUUUACUGUUUUGCAUUGUUGCUUUUCACAGUUAACUGCUGAUUAACCAUACACAAAACACACACAACACUACAAUCAAAUGUUCACGAGGCAUAAACAUUUUACUCACAAAAAAACAAACAGACAUAUCGAUCAUACAGAAGCAAUAAGUUUAAUAAUCCAUUCACAUAAAAUCACUUGAGUAUAACGUUGAUUAUCAGUUCAUAAUUUAGCCAUAUAGCCAAUAGAAGUACCGAACAUGUGUUGCUUACAGUUUCAGAAAAGUUAAUGUUUGUUUGAUAUGCUCUGUUCCAGAUUGGUUUUGUAUUGAAUACUUGAGUAUCUUGAACACAUCACUUUGCUUGUUACUGACCACACAAGCAUAUGGAAAAUGCUGCUCAUUCACCUUUAACAGAUGCUCAGCUGCAUCACACUUACAUACAAGCAAACAUCAAACGUGUAAUACUGUCGAUACUGCUUUGUUCUUGCGUUGUAUAUAUCGUAUAUAUAUUGUUGUACUGUAUUGAACAAACUGGAGUCUUAUUGGUUGGUUGAAAAAUUAAAAAAAAACUGUUUUGUUCGGCGUCACCAGUGAGAAAGCACAUAUUUUUCUGUCUCUAGUUUGUCAUAUGUAAUAAUGAUGACCUGUUCCAAUAACGCCUUAUUAAAACAAUUUAACUGCAAAGCGUUCUUUUGUGAGAAUAAAGGAUUGACUACUUUGUGAUGCUGCAAUCACCAUGACAACACACAGACAAGUGAUGUGUUGGUUUGACAGAAAGAAAAAACCCUAUGGAUGACUUUUUCCAUUCUGAUCAAGUCUGAGCUCAAAAAGGUCAGUGGUGCUUUUUUUCUGUACAAAACCAUGUGGAGUAUGUUAAAUAUAUACAACUUUAGCCACAUGUCACACACUAUUUACUUUGCUUUGUGAGGUCAUUCUGAAGUUCCAUAAGAACAUUGUAGAAUAUCAAAACAGAUGUGUUUUUUUUGAUGCCUUAAGUCAGUCUUAUAUUAUCUGCUGGUUGGAAAGGAAACAUAAGUUAAAAGUGUGAUAUUUGCAUAUUAUUUAGGGCAGAGUGGGGACCGCAGAUCAAUGAGCUUCGGGAUGUAAGACGACAAAGAAAGAAUUUGUGAGAAAUUAUUAGAAACAGUAAAAUCCGUUGGCAAGAACCCCCUCAAUGCAAAAAUAUAAACUCAUCAUACGCUGCGGACAACGACCGCAAGGGGUCGCCAUUUAACAUUAAAAGGUGUGAACGUUUGUUCAGAAUAUAUUUCAUAUUACAGCUUGACACAUUGUCUCCAGUGACCACUCAACCACCAGGAAAUUAGGUUUGAGAGAAAACUUACUAGAAUUAGGUUCUGGUAUUUGGAUCAAUUUAAAUGGCGUUCAGUUUUACUUACAGAUUGUUAGUCAUGAUUCUGCCAACAAAGAAUAUACAAGGUCGCUCAUCCAUGCUAUAAUGAACAUCUGCAAUCUGACUUUAUUUUUAUGUUGUGCAUGAUUAAUCUAACGAGAUGUGAAAAACAUAUGAAUGCAUCUACUAAUUGUAGAUGAC
Molecule: messenger RNA, 9160 nt
Organism: Gadus chalcogrammus (walleye pollock)
Lineage: Eukaryota; Metazoa; Chordata; Actinopteri; Gadiformes; Gadidae
Gene: shroom4
Product: shroom family member 4
Biological process (GO): actin filament organization; intracellular protein transport
Cellular component (GO): adherens junction; apical plasma membrane; cortical actin cytoskeleton
Molecular function (GO): actin filament binding; small GTPase binding
Source: RefSeq, a predicted model, not a curated record